Aspergillus chevalieri is the source of this 3489-nucleotide messenger RNA. RefSeq names its product DEAD/DEAH box RNA helicase (gene PRP5). Gene Ontology annotation, molecular function: RNA helicase activity; ATP binding; nucleic acid binding. The transcript has 5 exons. The coding region runs from base 1 to 3489 and encodes 1162 amino acids. Gene Ontology annotation, cellular component: nucleus. Gene Ontology annotation, biological process: mRNA splicing, via spliceosome. The record is from RefSeq and is a predicted model, not a curated record. Lineage: Eukaryota; Fungi; Ascomycota; Eurotiomycetes; Eurotiales; Aspergillaceae.
AUGGCUCGCCACGGGGAUUCUCGCUCACCAUCACCUGUAGGCAGCACAUACUCUUCGUCCAAGCGAAGUCGCAGAGAUGAUGAUCGCUAUGAGCGAAGCAGGCGAGAUGAUGGACGCAGUUAUCGCCGGUCUCGCAGCCCGGGGAGGCGAUACCGUGAACGUGACCGUGAUUUAUACCGGAGACGUGACCGCUCGUUAGAUAGACGCGAUGAUUAUCGGGACGAACCCAACUACAGACCUAGUCGGAGAGAGCGCUCUCGCGACCGUCGGCGUUCCAGAGAUAGAGAUGAUGACCGCGAUUACCGUCGGAGAAGUCGCGAGAGAGACUACCGAGGCAAGCGAGAUGAUUCCCGCAACAGGGCUCGGAGACGGACAGACGAUUCUGCUGACUUGAAGCACAAGUCUAGACGGGAUGAUAGCCGUGACCGUGUUUCGGACAGGAAUUCACCGGCCUCGAAACCAUCCACACCCGCCGCAGCUCCCACGGACGAAGGAAAACGAGCCGAAAGACUAGCCAAGUUGGAAGCAUGGAAGCAAAAACAAGCUGCGGAGAAGGAGCGGAAGCAACGAGAACAAGCUGAAUCUGGUGGCGCGAAGAGCAUACUGGAAGAAAUAGACAGAAAAUCUGGCGCAUUGCCAACGGCGAACGUACCCCAUGCCACUGCUGCACCAGCUAUCGAGGCCACGUCUGCCGUACCCACUCGAAAAUUCGACCCGAAGGCGAUUGCCAAAAACGCCACACCAACUACAGCUGCUCCCGCCGUACUUGGCGAGGAUGUUGCGGUUCCGCAAGCUAUCAAGGCAUCUGCUGCACAACCGAGUGUGCCCUCAGCUGCGUCUUCAUCUGCCUUCAAAGCAAAGGGCAAUGUUGGUGGAUUUGGAUUAGGCUCCAGACCCUCCGCAGACACCGAGAAACCGUCCGCCACCAAGACACUUGGAUUUGGCGAAGAAGAAUCCACACGAAGGAAACUAGAGAAGCUGCCUACUCCCCCAUUAGAUGAUGCAAAGGAUACCGUUCCUGCGGCAGAUGAUGAAGACGACGAUGUCGAUAUGCAAGAGGGCGGGACCGAAGAAGAAAAUGCAGCUGCAGCAAGGGCGGCCGCUGAAAGACGAGAAGAGCGAUUACUCCAGGUGCAGUCCAAUGGUCAGCCCAACGGAGAUGUCGAGAUGCAAGACGUCUCCCAUCAACCCAAAGAGUCCAUAGAGGCGGAACAAGAGGAGGAGGUUGAUCCUUUGGACGCAUUUAUGUCGGAAUUGGCGGAUUCGGGUCCGCCCAAAAAGACCACUGGCGCCAAAUUUUCCAAACAGAAGGAACAGGAGCCAGAGGCCAUCUUUGCGGACGAGUACGACAUGACGGCGGUGGGGGAUGGUGAUGCUGAUGACUUCCUUGCCAUUGCGAACAAGACCAAGAAAAAGAAGGACAUCCCUACAGUUGACCACGCCAAGGCUGAAUAUGAGGCUUUCCGAAAGAAGUUCUACACGGAGCCAUCCGACCUGGCCCAGAUGUCCGAAGAGGAUGCAGCAAGCCUGCGGCUGGAACUUGAUGGGAUCAAAGUACGGGGAGUUGAUGUUCCCAAGCCUGUGCAGAAGUGGUCUCAGUGUGGGUUGGGCGUGCAGACUUUGGACGUCAUCGAUAAGCUCGGCUAUGAAAGUCUCACUUCAAUCCAGGCUCAGGCGAUUCCAGCAAUCAUGAGUGGCCGUGAUCUGAUUGGCGUAGCCAAGACAGGUUCCGGAAAGACCAUUGCAUUUUUGAUACCCAUGUUCCGGCACAUCAAAGACCAGAGGCCGUUGGAGAAUAUGGAGGGACCCAUCGGUCUGAUCAUGACUCCUACCCGUGAGCUGGCCACUCAAAUCCACAAGGACUGCAAACCGUUCCUGAAAGCUCUAGGUCUUCGGGCAGUCUGUGCUUAUGGAGGUGCGCCGAUUAAAGACCAGAUUGCGGAUCUCAAGCGUGGCGCCGAAAUCAUUGUGUGUACUCCGGGUCGGAUGAUCGAUUUGCUUGCUGCGAAUGCAGGCAGAGUCACCAAUCUGAGGCGAGUUACCUACGUGGUGCUGGACGAAGCAGAUCGUAUGUUUGACAUGGGUUUCGAACCUCAGGUGAUGAAAAUUAUGGCAAAUGUACGACCCGACCGUCAAACCGUGUUAUUCUCAGCAACUUUCCCGAAAAACAUGGAGGGUCUUGCUCGCAAGACUUUGGCCAAACCAGUUGAGAUUGUUGUUGGAGGCAAGAGCGUUGUUGCACCUGAGAUCACGCAGAUUGUCGAGGUCCGCAACGAAGACAAGAAGUUCGUGCGACUUCUCGAGUUGCUGGGCAAUCUGUAUGACGACGAGCAGAAUGAAGAUGCUCGAGCCCUGAUCUUCGUGGAUCGUCAAGAGGCCGCCGAUACCCUUCUCCGUGAAUUGAUGCGCAAGGGCUAUCCUUGCAUGUCCAUCCACGGAGGCAAAGAUCAAGUGGAUCGUGACUCGACAAUUCAGGACUUCAAGGCGGGCAUUUUCCCCGUACUGGUCGCCACCUCCGUUGCGGCCCGUGGCCUGGAUGUGAAGCAGCUUAAGCUCGUUGUGAACUACGAUGCACCCAAUCACUUGGAAGAUUACGUUCACCGAGCUGGUCGGACCGGUCGUGCUGGUAACACCGGUACCGCGGUAACCUUCCUGACGGAAGACCAGGACCGAUACUCUGUGGACAUCGCCAAGGCAUUGAAACAGAGCGGACAAGAUGUGCCAGAAGACGUUCAAAAACUGGUAGAUUCAUUCCUGGAGAAGGUUCGAGCCGGAAAGGAGAAGAAGAGCACUAGUACGUCGGGCUUUGGCGGUAAAGGUCUGGAGCGACUGGAUCAGGAACGAGAUGCGGCACGAAUGCGUGAACGCAAAACAUACAAGACCGGCGACGAAGGCGAAGAGGAAGAUGAGAAGGAAGAGAAGAAUGAGAAGGCCGAAGAGAAAUUCAACAAGGUCGUCUCACAGGUACAAUCAGCCGCGGCAUUACCAGGCGUUCCCAAGGGCAUCGAUCUGGACGGCAAGAUCACUGUUCACCGGACUGAGAGGGACCCGGCCAGCGCGUCGAAGAACCCAUUGGACAAGGUUGGCUCUGCAGUUGCUGAUAUCCACGCACGCUUGAGCAAGGCUGGUGUGAUGAGAUCCGGUGUGCCCAUUGAUAACCGUGGACCGGAUGCGGGAGCGUUCCACGCAACUCUGGAGAUCAACGACUUUCCUCAAAAAGCACGAUGGGCCGUCACCAACCGCACGAACGUGGCCAAGAUUCUCGAAGCGACGGGUACAUCGAUUACAACCAAGGGAAGCUUCUACGGGGCGGGCAAGGGACCUGCACCGGGCGAGAACCCCAAGCUCUAUAUUCUUGUUGAGGGUGAAACUGAGUUGUCAGUUACCAAUGCGAUGCGCGAGUUGAUGCGGUUGCUCAAGGAGGGUACGAUGGCAGCUGCGGAUAGUGAAUCGAGGGCGCCGGUGGGAGGACGGUAUAACGUUGUUUAA